This is a messenger RNA of Hylaeus volcanicus, 1021 nucleotides long. RefSeq lists its product as uncharacterized. The transcript has 6 exons. Lineage: Eukaryota; Metazoa; Arthropoda; Insecta; Hymenoptera; Colletidae. The record is from RefSeq and is a predicted model, not a curated record. The coding region runs from base 276 to 962 and encodes 228 amino acids.
GCACAUCGCGAGCGAGAAACGAGCGUCCCUCGAUUUCUGUUCCCCUUUCGAGCCACGAAACGGCGCUUAAACGAGGGUAAGGUCCUCGAGCAUCCUUUCACUUUGUUACGCUUCGUUCGACAAUCAGAUUUUAACGGUUUUCAUCGACCAGAGACAGGGAAAGUUAUUGAUUCUCAUUGUGAAUUACACUUUCCAGUGACAUUCGUUGCUCCUUUUACCCCCAGGGAUAAUAUACGUAUAAAUAAGAAGUUUCAUUUUUUUAUCAAACGAGCAAGAUGAAGGUGGGAUUGAUGAAGAAAUUCCACUGUUUCACUUUGAAACAAGGCACAGCGUUUAUAGCCGUGUGUCAAUUGUUUGUGUCUGUGUUCGGUAUGAUAUUUUUGGUUCUGGCAUUGGCCCAUGCCAUGGUCAUCCAAGAAAUGGUGGUCAGAGAUACGGAAGAUGCUCUCGCGAGGGAAGCCCUGGAAGAUAUAUCAUCGAAUCAUCUUAACACGAAGAAAAUGGACAUGGCGCAUCAUAAUGCAACUGAAAUGGUUUACGCGAUAUAUUGCGGAUUAGUCGUUAUAGUGAUACAUUUUAUUUCCAGUAUUUUGCUUCUAUACGGCGCGCUGACGAACAAUCGUCACUUCAUGGCGCCGUGGUUGAUGGUGACGAUGACGAUAAUAUCAGCGUUCACGAUUUCCUUGUUCUUGGUAGAGCAAGACUGCCCCUUUAUCGCUACUCUUGGCGGUAAAGCAGGCAUCUAUGAACGUAUGUUCAUUCUCUGGCUCAUAUUCUCGAGUUCUUACGUAUGGUUUGUGGUAUACAGCGCUUACAAGAGCCUUGAAACAAAAAAAGGGCUGACCCAUAUACUUCACGGUGUGAAGAAAAAGACGCCGCCAAUAUCGUCCAAAUCGCCCGUACCAGUCAUACAAAUAUCAAAAGCGGUUCAAACAUGCGCAAAUAAACCGUCCGAGGUUUAAAGAUACUAGAAAGGCGCAAAAGUAGCUACGAAAAAUCGGAUUUAUUCAUUACAACGGAU